CACAAGUUGCCAACAAAGGACAAACAUCGAAAACCAAGGUUUGCGAAAAUUUUGAAGACCAAGCUACAAGGUCAUUUGCACAACUUUUAAUGGCAUUUGGAGCAUCAGGAAAUCGCGGUGGAUUCGGUAGAGGAGGAGGCGGACGCGGGGGAGGUGGUGGUGGUGGACGGGGAGGAGCAGCAAGAGGAGGUGGUAGAGGAGGCGGUAGAGGAGGCGGUCGUGGUGGUGGUCGUGGUGGAGGCUUUGAAAGUCGCGGGCGAGGUGGAGGAGGUCGCGGAGGAGGUAGGGGUGGUGGUGGCCGAGGUCGUGGAGGCCCCGGUGGUGGAGCCAGGGGCGGUGCGAAAGUCAUUCUCGAGCCUCAUAGACAUCCAGGUGUCUUCAUCGCCAAGGGGAAAGACCACCUACUUGUCACAAAGAACCUUGUCCCUGGAGAAAGUGUUUAUGGCGAGAAGCGGAUAUCCAUCGAAGGUGGCGUCGAAGACACAAAGGUCGAGUAUCGUGUAUGGAAUCCUUUCCGGAGUAAGCUGGCGGCGGGUGUAUUGGGCGGUAUGGAUAAGAUUUUCAUUGAACCUGGAAAGAAAGUUUUAUACCUCGGUGCUGCUAGCGGCACGAGUGUCAGUCACGUAGCAGAUAUUGUUGGUCCCGAAGGUGUUGUUUAUGCUGUCGAAUUCUCACCACGGUCAGGGCGUGAUCUGAUCAACAUGGCAAAAAAGCGAACAAAUGUCAUUCGUGAGUGUUUCCAAAGUCGUGAUCUGCAAUUGGGGUCAACACAAUUUCUUAUAGCCAUCGUGGAGGAUGCCCGCCUUCCUAACAAAUACCGCAUGCUGCUGUCAACGGUCGAUGUUAUAUUCGCAGACGUUGCACAACCCGAUCAAGCGCGGAUUGUCAUCCACAAUGCGCAGUUCUUCCUCAAAGAUGGUGGACACGUGGUCAUUUCCAUCAAGGCUAGCUGUAUAGAUUCGACAGCAGCGCCUUCCGCCGUUUUUGUGCAGGAAGUACAAAAACUACGAGAAAAUAAGUUCAAGCCUAUUGAACAAAUCACACUUGAGCCGUACGAGCGUGACCACGCUAUGGUUUCUGCUCAAUACCAGCGACACGUAUAAAAUGUGCACGCACUUGCUGCCUGCUUUUGAAUGAUCUUUGUAGUUGGUAUUAUCGUUUGUCGUUAAAAGUAUUUGUGGUCAUAUCUUCGAUACGAACUUGUGCUUUUAUUCUAAUUAUUGCAAACUUCUCUGUAUAUGUAUAUGAAAGUUAACAUUUAGGGAAUAGUAGGUUUUGUGUACCCGCGACCCUCACGUGUCACAUCAAUAGAU
Molecule: messenger RNA, 1313 nt
Organism: Suillus paluster
Lineage: Eukaryota; Fungi; Basidiomycota; Agaricomycetes; Boletales; Suillaceae
Product: Fibrillarin-domain-containing protein
Exons: 5
Coding region: 90-1103 (337 amino acids)
Biological process (GO): box C/D sno(s)RNA 3'-end processing; rRNA methylation
Cellular component (GO): nucleolus; small-subunit processome; box C/D methylation guide snoRNP complex
Molecular function (GO): RNA binding; histone H2AQ104 methyltransferase activity; rRNA methyltransferase activity
Source: RefSeq, a predicted model, not a curated record